AUGCCCGUCAACGCUGCCUCUGGUGCUUCUUGCACCAUCAAUCUCCGCCAACGAGCAUCAGCCAAGCCCAGGCGAUACAUCUCAGUCCCUUGGCAAGAAUACAACCAUGAAACGACCGUCGACCCGAUGACGGGGGCUAUCCAAGAAAUUGUGACGAUCGAAUCCCCACCAGCCAGCCGAUUCGAAAUCGUCUUCGACAUCAAACCGUCAGCUUACUCGUUGAUCUGUCGCCCUGACUCGACCGCAACCACCGGUUCUCAAUCCCCGUUCCCAGAGGAGGAAGAGGAGGACCACGUUUGCAACAUCUACUUGGACGGGAUUGCUGUUGGUACGCACCACCGGCACAAAUUGUCGUCAGACGUUCCAAAACGGAGAGACAAGAUCUUCUCAGAUGAAACAACUAGGUACAGAUGGCUCGAAUUCGCGAACGUCAAACUGGUUGAUCUGAAUGACUGCUCUUUAAAAGUGGUUGAUCCGGCAGACAAGAUCUGUGAAGAUGAAGACGUGAUCAAGUCACUCGGAACGAUACGAAUUGAUAUCUUUAGAUCGACUCUAGUCUACGCGCGUAGACCGCGACCCCCAAAAUACCCUGGUCCGCCUCUUGUAACCACUAAUCAAAUGAAAUUCUCGGAGCGUUCUAUAAAAAAUUGUCUCUCUACUACUGCUGGCUUAUCUCAACAAUCAAUAAUCAACCAUACACCUAGUGAUUUGACCAUCGUUAUCAAGGAAAUCGAGCCAAAUCCUUUCCUUCAAUUUAUUUUCAAAUACAAACCGCGAUCGGUCCUGGAAGCAGAGGGAACUAUUGAACGGCCAACGAUUGAAGUAGAAGUGGACCGCAAACAUGAAGAGAAAUCCAACGAACAGACUGAAAAUGAGAAUAAACCGGAUCAAGUUGAGGAUGAUCAAUUUGUUCGCGAAAUGUUAGAGCUUUCGAUCUACAAGACGGAUCUAAUAGCGUCGAUCACUGAUCUUGCCCUCCAGACCCUCAUAUAUAUCAUUUCUCUUUUGACCAACCUACACACUUACCCUAAGUACUCCCCAGCCCCUUCACUAUUGUGGAGAAUAAUAUCAUUUCAGGUCGUGCUGCUCCAUGUCCAAGCUUGUUUUACUGCUUCAUCAGCCUCCUCAGUUUACAUAUCUCCCUCGAUCCUUUCCCAUGUAUCUCUGUUCCUGUUGCAGGCAGAUCUUUCUAUCACCACUGGAUCUCGAUUGAUUAGCUGGGAGAGGCAUGAUAAGUUUUGA
Molecule: messenger RNA, 1242 nt
Organism: Puccinia triticina
Lineage: Eukaryota; Fungi; Basidiomycota; Pucciniomycetes; Pucciniales; Pucciniaceae
Exons: 2
Coding region: 1-1242 (413 amino acids)
Source: RefSeq, a predicted model, not a curated record